AUUGGUCAACAACAUCACCAUUUUUCUCCCCCAACUCCUUUUAAAAACCCCUCCUUCUCCUUUUCUCCUCAUAACACAUUUCUAACCAUUCUAAAUACCUCAUUCACUACACACCCAUCUUCUCAACCUCACUCUACAUUUCCUUAUGGUCAUGGGAGCAUUUCACCAUUUCAAACCAAUUUCAAAGUACAACAAUUCACAAGAUAGAUCAAACCAAACCAUUGCAUCUGACUUAGAUGGCACACUUCUUGUAUCUAGAGAUGCUUUCCCUUACUACAUGCUUAUGGCUACCGAAGCCGGUAGUUUCUUAAGAGGAAUCAUCCUCUUAAUCUCCGUUCCUUUCGUCUAUUUUACGUACCUUUUUGUCUCAGAAACCAUCGCCAUCAAAAUGUUGAUCUUCAUAACCUUCGCAGGUCUGAAGAUCAAUGACGUGGAGAUGGUUUCUAGGUCAGUGUUGUCGAAAUUCUACGCUGAGGAUGUGCGUCCUGAGACGUGGAAUGUGUUCAAUUCUUUUGGAAAGCGUUACGUUGUCACGGCUAGUCCAAGGUUGAUGGUGGAGCCAUUUGUUAAGAAUUUGUUGGGAGGUGAUAGAGUGAUUGGGACUGAACUUGAGGUGACCAAAUCAGGAAGGGUAACUGGGUUUGUUAAGGAACCUGGUGUUCUUGUUGGGGAGCUCAAGAAAGAUGCUGUUGUCAAAGAGUUUCAGUCUAAUUUGCCUGAUUUGGGACUGGGAGAUAGUGAAAGUGAUCAUGACUUUAUGUCACUUUGCAAGGAAGGGUAUAUGGUUCCAAGAAUUAAAUGUGAUCCACUACCAAGAACUAAACUUCUAAGUCCAAUAAUUUUUCAUGAGGGUAGAUUUGUUCAACGACCAACACCUAUUGUUGCCUUAUUAUCAUUCCUAUGGCUACCAAUUGGCAUAAUACUUUCCAUCUUAAGGGUAUACCUAAACAUUCCCUUACCAGAAAAAAUUGCUUGGUACAAUUAUAAACUAUUAGGAAUCAAAGUAAUUGUUAAGGGUACCCCUCCACCAGCACCAAAAAAAGGUCAAAAAGGUGUACUAUUUGUGUGUAACCAUCGCACAAUUUUAGACCCUGUGGUUACAGCAGUUGCAUUAGGAAGAAAAAUUAGUUGUGUCACAUAUAGUAUUAGUAAAUUCAGUGAAAUAAUUUCACCAAUUAAAGCAGUGGCACUUUCAAGAGAAAGGGAAAAAGAUGCAGCAAAUAUAAGGAAAUUACUUGAAGAAGGUGACCUAGUGAUUUGUCCGGAAGGAACGACUUGUAGGGAACCAUUUCUUCUACGAUUCAGCGCGCUUUUCGCUGAAUUAACCGAUAGGAUUGUACCGGUUGCAAUUAACACGAAACAAAGUGUGUUUUAUGGUACAACGGUCCGUGGACACAAAGUAUUGGACCCUUAUUUUGUGUUCAUGAAUCCGGUGCCUACUUAUGAGAUCACAUUCUUGAAUCAACUUCCUAAAGAGCUUACAGUUAGUGGAGGGAAAUCUGCUAUUGAAGUUGCAAAUUAUAUUCAAAGGGUUCUUGCUGGAACACUUGGAUUUGAGUGUACUAAUUUAACAAGGAAAGAUAAGUAUGCUAUGCUUGCUGGUACAGAUGGUAGGGUUCCAUCUAAGAAGGAAAAAGCUUGAAGUAGAAAAGGGACAAUGGUUUGAUCCUUUUUGAAUUCUAUAUAGUUACCAAAUUAAAUGUGUUUUUCUAAUGUUUAGAUUUUUAUGAUAGUAAUAAAUAUUUAUUGUGAUGAUGCUCAUGAAAUGGAACAUUUUAUGUAUAUUUUGAUAUUA
This is a messenger RNA of Medicago truncatula (barrel medic), 1795 nucleotides long. RefSeq names its product glycerol-3-phosphate 2-O-acyltransferase 6. The record is from RefSeq and is a predicted model, not a curated record. Gene Ontology annotation, molecular function: glycerol-3-phosphate 2-O-acyltransferase activity; phosphatase activity. Lineage: Eukaryota; Viridiplantae; Streptophyta; Magnoliopsida; Fabales; Fabaceae. The transcript has 2 exons. Gene Ontology annotation, cellular component: membrane. Gene Ontology annotation, biological process: cutin biosynthetic process. Bases 146 to 1642 code for a protein of 498 amino acids.